GUGCGGCUGGAGGAGACGGGGGAGAUAUUCCGCGUGGCAAAUUGCCGCGGCGACAUGACAGUGCGGGAGCUCAAAGAGGAACUGGACCUGAUGGUCGGCAUCCCCUUCAACCUCCAGCGGCUCCAAUACCUCGACGAAGGAGUUUUGAUGGAUGACACUACCCUGAAGUUCCAUGAUGUUGUUCCUGGAGGGAUUAUUUCAUUAUGUAUCUGGCGUCAUGACGGAUGGACAGAACUUGUUUUGGCGGCUGCGGAAGGGGAUCCCAGCAAGCUAUCCUGUCUCGGGGUUACUGAAGAUUCCUUCUACCGAACUGCCAAUUCAGAACAUUUUGAGGGUGAGAAGUGGAAGCAGUGGACGUCUCAGAGGGCAUUUGUGGCGUUGUAUGUGGCCUCACACAGAGGUCACUCUGAUGCUGUGCAGUACCUUCUAGAACACGGAGCCAGCUGCCUCAGCAGAUCCCCCCUGGGCAGGACACCCCUGCAUGUGGCUGCAGCAACGGGUCGGUCAGACUGUAUAAGCCUUCUGCUCCAGCACGGGGCCUCCAUCCAUGACAAAGAUGCCAAAGGGGAGACCCCCAUCUCCAUUGCACACCGCCUGAACCACAUACAGAGUGAGCGGCAGAUGUUCCUCCUCCACCAGAUAGCGAAGUCAGGGAUACGGGAUCUUAACGACUUGGUCAUGAAGAAUGCUUUGCAGAGGAUCAAGUCUGGGUUUAGGUCUAAGGUGACGAUGAUGACCCCUCAUUAG
Messenger RNA from Mandrillus leucophaeus (drill), 747 nucleotides. RefSeq names its product ankyrin repeat domain 60 (gene ANKRD60). The transcript has 4 exons. Gene Ontology annotation, molecular function: protein binding. NCBI's taxonomy places the organism in Eukaryota, Metazoa, Chordata, Mammalia, Primates, Cercopithecidae. The record is from RefSeq and is a predicted model, not a curated record. The annotation marks the transcript as partial.